Pungitius pungitius (ninespine stickleback) is the source of this 1938-nucleotide messenger RNA. It is a transcript of the gene gpatch4, whose product is annotated as G patch domain containing 4. Gene Ontology annotation, molecular function: nucleic acid binding. The record is from RefSeq and is a predicted model, not a curated record. Gene Ontology annotation, cellular component: nucleolus. The transcript has 8 exons. The coding region runs from base 159 to 1457 and encodes 432 amino acids. Lineage: Eukaryota; Metazoa; Chordata; Actinopteri; Perciformes; Gasterosteidae.
AAAAUAACGAGAAGAAGAAGAAGAUAGCGGGACCUUCGUGACGUGUUUCCGGUGUCAUGUCAGCUAGCUGCUGAAACCUCAUGGCUAGCGGCUUCACGAACGCGUUUUUUCUGCUUCAGUUCUGAUGAUGCAGUUUUACUGAAUCCAGACGGUCAGAGAUGGCAGAAGUUCUACCAGAGAAAAGUCGCGGCUUGAAGUUUGCAGAGCAGCAGCUCCUGCGUCACGGCUGGGAAUACGGUAAAGGAUUGGGCCGAGGUGAGAACGGCAUAGCCGAGGCCGUCAAGGUCAAAGUGAAAUGUGACAAAGGAGGGAUUGGUCAUAAGGAAGGGGAUCAGUUCACCUUCCACUGGUGGGAUCAUGUCUUCAAUAAGGCUUCUUCCAGUCUGCAGGUGGAGUCUGAUCAGAAUGGGAUUCAGUUGAAGAAGACAGCGGAGGAAGGUGAAGAGGAUGGAAUGAUCUCCAAUAAAAAGCCAAGGAAAGCCGCUCUGGCUAAAUCCAAACUUUAUGGAUGCUUUGUCAAGUCGGCGACGCUGCUGUCGGGUUCGGAGCAGCCCGAUCCGAAGCCUUCCAGCUCGGACAGCAGUAGCUCGGACGACGAGGACGACCAGAAGAUGGAUCUCUCCAGCACCACAAAGCUCUCUGAUGCGGAUCUGAUGAAGGCUUGUGGCGGCCGCACGGCUCACAAAGGAGCCAGACAUGGCUUGACCAUGAGUGCCAAGUUAGCCCGGCUAGAGCAGCAGGAGGCCGAGUUCAUGGCGAAGUACGGCAAGAAGAGCCAACCGGCUGACGCCGCGGCGGUUUGCGUCGCUCAGACUCCGCCCACUGCCCGGUCAGCUGACCAGACGGCCGAGACGCUGAGCGACUCCCAGACGAAGAAGAUGAAAGACGUUGGAUUCCCCGGGAGCGAUGAUGACCUAAAGGAGUCUCCUGUAAGUCCUGACGCGGAUGUUAUAGUCAAAAAGAAGAAGAAGAAGAAGAGAGCCAACGAGGUAAUUGAGCAGAUAACUGACGUGGUUUCCUCUGAUGGGGAUGUGAUCUAUGUAGAAGACAGUGACUCAGACCACUCUCAUAAAACAAAGAGGAAGCAUAAAAAUAAAAAACACAAUACGCAGCAGGACGAGGAAGGAAGAACAUUUUCACCUGCAGCAGAGCGCAAAAGCCAGGAGGAGCCUGCUGAGCUGCUCACAGAAGGGAAGAAGAAGAAGAAGAAAAAGAAGAAGAAGAAGAAAUCCUCACACAGCGAACCUCCUGAGGAGGAGAGCAACAACACCGAAGGGAGCCUAUCGGAGCCGGUCUGCACACCAAAGCAAGUGUCAGUCGUGUCAGUGACCGAGGAAGACCCCACUCCGAGGCAGAAAAGGAAAAAGUGUAAAAAAGACAAAUCCUACGCAGACGAGGAUACAAACGAGGAGACGCUUUGUCCCAAGAAGAAGAAAAAAAAGAAGUCCAGAGAGUAGUUUAAAAGCUUUGGUCCUUAACAAGAUAUCUGUAAUUCAGUGAUUCCUAUUCAGCCUCCUAACCAAGCUCACUUGACUCCUUCCUCCCUUAAAUGUGAUCUGUUGGAUUCCCUUCAGUCUGCCGCUGAGGACCUGAGGUCUGUUGGGUUAUUUUUUUGCAGAUCAGCUGGCGAUGCAGACUUUUUAUGACGAUUGAUUAUUUACAACAUGGGAAGUGUCCAUCUGAAUCUGUCACUGACUUCAUGAGUUGGUGCCGUGUCACACGUUAUCAAAUCAAAUCCGUCAUUCUUGUUGGAGCCAAUUAACAGAAAGUUGCCUUUUGAUGACUACUAAAUGUAAAAUAUACGUUUUAGUUGAAAACUAUUAUGAACUGUAGGAAAAACAUUUUUAGGCUCUCAAUGUUUUAUUGAACUGGUUUAACUGACAAACUGUCAUGAACUUCUGGAGUUUAUAAGAAUUAAAUAUUGAAUGCAUCAAACUA